Leucoraja erinaceus (little skate) is the source of this 2977-nucleotide messenger RNA. Its product is annotated as protein delta homolog 1. Gene Ontology annotation, molecular function: calcium ion binding. The record is from RefSeq and is a predicted model, not a curated record. The transcript is spliced from 6 exons. Gene Ontology annotation, biological process: heterophilic cell-cell adhesion; establishment or maintenance of epithelial cell apical/basal polarity. Lineage: Eukaryota; Metazoa; Chordata; Chondrichthyes; Rajiformes; Rajidae. Gene Ontology annotation, cellular component: plasma membrane; protein-containing complex. The coding region runs from base 220 to 1401 and encodes 393 amino acids.
GUAUCAUUUCCCCGCUUUGCUAUAAAUAUAACCAUGUUUUUAACGAAGUCUCCUUUAAGAAGGUAGCUGUGCUUCGCUACAGAGCAGUAAUUGGAGUGAAAGCAUGCGUCUUUCAGAUGGAUAGCGAUGGCCUCGACAUUUGAUCCGUGUUUCUGCUCUGGGAUGUAACAUGGUGCAUGGCAGGCUGGAAGAGUACAAUCCCUCGGCAAGGAAACAGCAAUGGAUCACCAGCCGGCUCAUUCGAUGUUGACGCGUUGCAUUUUGAUCCUUACUGUCGCCAGACUUGCUCAAGGGACCACGUGCCAACCUGGCUGUCAUUCAUUAAAUGGACUCUGUGAGAUCACUGGUGAAUGCAGGUGUAAGCCUGGUUGGCAGGGAGACCUGUGUGAUAAGUGUAUUCCUUCUCCUGGCUGUUUACAUGGCACGUGCACCAAACCUUGGGAAUGUGUUUGUAAAAAAGGGUGGACUGGCAGUCUCUGCGACAGAGUGUUCCUUAAUUGUUCAACUGAACAUUCUUGUGCAAAUAACUCCACAUGUAUAAGGGAUGAAGAUGGUGGCUAUACAUGUACAUGUGAAGAGGAAUUUACAGGAAACCAAUGCCAACUCAGGAAAAGCCCCUGCUACACCAAUGGGACACUUUGUCAGAAUGGAGGAAGUUGCUUUGAAGAUAACAGGACCGCAGUCAAGAACUACUGCUUAUGUUUGCCUGGUUUUACUGGGGGCAUCUGUGAAAAAAGCAUCAGCAAUUGUAAUCCAAAUCCUUGUGCCAACCAUGGAACCUGCAUGGAUCUGGUUUCCAACUUCAGCUGCCUUUGCAUUGGAGGGUUCACUGGCAAAUUCUGUGAUUAUGCAGUCACAUCUUGCCUUAGUCAUCCAUGUCAAAAUGGGGGCACAUGCCAUGAUCAUCCUAAGGGUGGCUUUGAUUGUGCAUGUUUGCCUGGUUAUGGAGGAGAAAUCUGCCAACAUGAAGCAUUUAUUACUUCUACUCAUGACUCAAGGCAGAAUGUAUCUGAGCAUGCAAGAGCAAGAUGGACCAGACAUGGCAAGCAUUUUCGUCCACUGCUGCAUGCCUCUCAUAAAGCAACACCACAGCAAGGAAAUGAUAUGAUCAAGAUAACACUGAAAGAAACCAUCCAUACAUCGAACUCACUGCUCAACAGCAGUCAAAUGAUCUGUUUUACAAUGCUUGCGUUAUUUACGUGUCUUGUGAUCCUCGGAUCUGUAGGAAUCAUCUUCUUCUCCAAGUGUGAAAUGUGGCUGGCAAAUGCUAAGUAUCGGCAUCUCCUCUGGAAGCAAAGAAGGCAUUUACUCCAAGACAAAAAUGAAGACUUUUCAGUCAAAAUUAUAUCUCCAAGCAUGAAUAAAUUUACAAGCUAUGGUAAUAAUUAUACGUCCUUCUAAAGUUUUUUUGUAAAUCAAACACAUAUACAAAAUAUUGCAUAAUUUAAUACAUUUGCAAUUGUAACAGCUAAUCACGUUUCAUUCAUAAGAUACUGUAUUAUUUUAGUUUUGAUUAAUGUCGUAAAACACACGCACAUUCAUGUAAAGUGCUAUCCAAAGAUUUUUUCAAGAAUAAUGGGUAUUCAUUCAUGCCUUAGUUAUUUUUUAUUUUCCUUCAUUUGGUGACCUGCAGAAUGGAGAAAGGAAAUAACUGAAUUCCUUUUCAUUUGUUUACGAUUGUUUACAAUCUAUUGGAACCAGCACUAAUGUACCCUGUUUUAGUCUGAAAUCAUAAUUUGUAUUGUAUAAUGAAAUCUACUCCGCUGUACACAUUCAAAAAUCCGAAUGCUUAAGAUGUUAGUUUGCUUACUACUACAACUUGCUACUUUACUUUAGUUACAGUCCAGCAUUGUGACGGUGUUAUGACAAUGCUCAUUUUGCAUCCCGAGUACAAGAAUUAAAUUAAAAAGCUUUGACCAAAUAAAUAUUUAUCUUUGAAUGUCAUACAAUGUACUUAAAUUCAGUGGGUUUGAAUAAACAAAAUGUAGUGUGUUAAGAUAAUUGUUCAUUUUGUUCAUCAAGUCCUCAUUUUGAAUUGUAUUGAGUUGAGCCCAGGCUACAGCUGUGUUUCAUAGGUUCAAAUCCCAGCCAAGAAUGUAAAUACAGUUAAUCCACACAUACAGAUGCGAAACGCACAUGUGGAAUUAGAAAGAAACAACAUGCGGUUGGAUCAUGCUGUUAAUUACUUUAACUGAUCUGACAACAAAUGACUGGUCUUGGGUCAGAAACUGUGGCACUCAGUUCCUUUAGAAAAAUUGUUCGCACAGAUUCAUAGAAUUGUGCAGUUGAAAACAGGGCCAUUGGCCUAACCGUUCCACACCUUGAUACCGAUCUACCCUAAUCAUAUGUUCCUGCAUUUAGAAACAUAGAAAUUAGGUGCAGGAGUAGGCCAUUCGGCCCUUCGAGCGUGCACCGCCAUUCAAUAUGAUCAUGGCUGAUCAUCCAACUCAGUAUCCCGUACCUGCCUUCUCUCCAUACCCCCUGAUCCCCUUAGCCACAAGGGCCACAUCUAACUCCCUCUUAAAUAUAGCCAAUGAACUGGCCUCAACUACCCUCUGUGGCAGAGAGUUCCAGAGAUUCACCACUCUCUGCGUGAAAAAAGUUCUUCUCAUCUCGGUUUUAAAGGAUUUCCCCUUUAUCCUUAAGCUGUGACCCCUUGUCCUGGACUUCCCCAACAUCGGGAACAAUCUUCUUGCAUCUAGCCUGUCCAACCCCUUAAGAAUUUUGUAAGUUUCUAUAAGAUCCCCUCUCAAUCUUCUAAAUUCUAGAGAGUAUAAACCAAGUCUAUCCAGUCUUUCUUCAUAAGACAGUCCUGACAUCCCAGGAAUCAGUCUGGUGAACCGUCUCUGCACUCCCUCUAUGGCAAUAAUGUCCUUCCUCAGAUUUGGAGACCAAAACUGUACGCAAUAACAUUUGGCCCAUAUCCCCCUGAAUCUUUCAUACCUACAAGUGUCUUCUAAAAUUUUCAGGGCAGUCA